Magnolia sinica is the source of this 1618-nucleotide messenger RNA. RefSeq names its product protein FAF-like, chloroplastic. Bases 113 to 1441 code for a protein of 442 amino acids. The transcript has 2 exons. The record is from RefSeq and is a predicted model, not a curated record. Lineage: Eukaryota; Viridiplantae; Streptophyta; Magnoliopsida; Magnoliales; Magnoliaceae.
UUCCUAUCCGCCUCGGCCACUCCUCAAACAAAAAACACCAUCACACUCUUAUACACCCAACGGAGAGUGUAUAUGCUUUUGCUGUUUGAGUGAUAUAUAUUUCUUUAAGGAGAUGUCGUCGUCGUCUCCGUCGGCUGUCUGCAAAGGCCUUCGGUCGUCGUCGUUACACCUCCAACAAGAAAUGAAAGUGCGUGGGAUCGGAUCGAUACUCGGCUUUUCGGAAGAGAAGCAGAGGAUUUCCGAGAAGAGAGAGUCUUUGAGGAGGACUUUCUCUGCCGAUAUGUCUUCCAAGAAAUGGCUGGCUCAAAACCUGCCAUUGGAGCUGAGGAAGACGGCCUCGUCGGAAGAGCUGAAAUUAGAAUCCGAUAAAGAGAAACGAAGGGGAGAGAUGGAAACGCCUGGGAAAUUAGAUAUCUGGAGCUCGAUUCUGUCCGAGAAGCCGAAUUCGGCAUCCCAGGCUCCAUACAUUCACCCACUGGUGAAGCAGUCAGCGAGCUCGUUGAGCAAGAAGAGUCUGGAGAUUUGCACGGAGAGCUUGGGGUCUGAGACGGGAUCCGAUGGCUUCUCGUCUUCGAGUGAAGAUGGGGACUUCUCUCUGUCUGAUGUGAGCGAAAACGAGCAAGAAACAGAGCAAGAGAAAGAAGGAUGUCGGAAUGUGAGGAGGGAAUUAGGAGCUGUGAAUUACAAUUGCUCGAUGAACCGUCGAUCAACUCCUCGAUCAUUCCCUCCACCACUCCCUUCCAUCUCCCGCCGCGAUGGGCCGUGCCUCCACAUGAGGCCCCACCGCAAGGACGGCCGCCUAGUCCUCGAAGCAGUCCCAGUCACCUCCCACAACUACCUCCACGUCGAACGUGAGGGCGGACGCCUUCGACUCUCUUUCGUCAAUGCUCUCACCAAAGACAAUAACAAAGAAGAAGUAGAUCUAUUCGAGAGCGAUAGAGAAGAAGAAGAAGAAGAAGAAGAAGAGAACAUUUCCAAAGAAGAAUCAUCAGAACCCGAAUUCGAAGAAGACGUAGAAGAUAUCUCAAGCGAUGAAGACAAGGAAGAAGGAGAAGAGAUCAAAGAAGCAGCAUACGUCGACAGGGGAAUGCUAUACGUCGCGGCUGACCGCAUGAUGAAAGUGCACCGGUCCGCAUCCAUGAUGAAUAAGUUCAUGGGUGUGUACAACAAGAACCUGAAUCCAUGGAGCAACAAGAAACCCGACGAGAAAGACGACCCGACCCGGAUCGUGGCCCGAUUAGCUCCCCCAUCAACGCCGUUCAAUACAUACGAAUGCUGGUGGAGGAACGGACACGCGGCAGUCGCGGCCCGCUCAUUGGAGCUACCACAACCAAAGAAGCCAGUGCUACUUAAUACUGAAGAUUUAGCAUAUGUGAGGAGGUGCGAACAGCCUCGGAAAUCCACGUUGGAUUGGAAGACUCGUUGCAUUGCAACCUCUUGAGUAGUUUCUAAUAUAUAAUAAUUAAUUAUCAGUAAUCCGUAUUAGUUAUUAAUUAAUUACUUCGAUUAUGAGUUUUAUUGGCUGUCUGCUGUCAUUUUUAAAUGCGAUAUUAUUCGUUAGUCGUGAUUGAUGAGAUUAGAGGCAUGUUAACGUAUGUGAAAUAAAUGUCUUUUUUUA